AUGUCCGCCGACGACACCAGGACUCUCGCCAACGAUGGCUUUCCUGAUGGAGAGGACAAGGCCCUGCCCACUACGCAAGAAUGGGCCAUGAAACCCAAUGUUGCCAAAUUCCAUGAGAGAAACCAGGCCUCCGGCUUCCCCCGUCGUGAACUCGGCGUCACCUGGACGGACUUGACGAUCAAGGCACGAAGCGCGGAAUCCGCUCUGCACGAAAAUGUCGUGUCGCAGUUCAACAUUCCCAAACUCAUCCAAGAGUCGAGACGCGAGACGCCCCUCAAGACAAUAUUGGACGCUUCACAUGGCUGUGUAAAGCCAGGCGAGAUGUUGCUCGUCCUCGGCCGCCCUGGAUCCGGAUGCACCACCUUGCUCAACCUCCUGACCAACAAAAGACGCGGCUACGAGCACAUAUCCGGGGACGUCUUCUACGGGUCCAUGAAGGCCAGCGACGCCAAAAAGUACAGAGGCCAGAUUGUCAUGAACACAGAAGAGGAAGUCUUCUUCCCUACACUCACCGUGGGCCAAUCCAUGGAUUUUGCAACUCGGCUGAAAACACCAUUCAACCUGCCCAACGGGGUGAGCGACAAGGAGGACCAUCGUGCAGAGACCAAGGAGUUCCUGCUAAAGUCCAUGGGCAUCGAGCACACAUUCGACACAAAGGUCGGCGAUGCGUUUGUGCGUGGCGUUUCCGGCGGUGAGAGGAAGCGCGUUUCCAUCAUUGAGUGCCUUGCCUCCAGGGGCAGUGUGUUUUGCUGGGACAAUUCGACCAGAGGCCUGGAUGCCAGCACUGCUCUAGAGUAUACCAAGGCGAUUCGUGCCAUGACCGACGUCCUUGGCCUCGCAUCCAUCGUUACCCUGUACCAGGCCGGCAACGGCAUUUACCAGCUCUUUGACAAGGUGCUGGUACUGGACGAAGGCAAAGAGAUUUACUACGGACCAAUGAGGGAGGCACGCCCUUUCAUGGAGGAACUGGGCUUCAUCUGCGACGACGGCGCCAAUGUGGCCGACUUCCUGACCGGCGUCACCGUCCCCACGGAGCGCAAGAUCCGUGGCGAUAUGCGGCACAAGUUUCCCCGGACGGCGGCCGACAUACGCGCUCGCUAUGAGGAGACGCAAAUCUACAGCCGGAUGAAGGCCGAGUACGACUUUCCCACCUCGGCCGGCGCAAAGGAGAAGACGGAGCUGUUCCAGCAGGCCAUCCACUUGGACAAGGAAAAGGGGCUGCCCAAGAACAGCCCCAUGACGGUUGGCUUUCUUGGACAGGUCAGGGCCUGCAUCAUCCGGCAGUACCAAAUCCUCUGGGGAGACAAGGCCACAUUCAUCAUCAAGCAGGUUUCCACCAUUGUGCAGGCUCUCAUCGCCGGGUCUCUGUUUUACAACGCGCCCGCGUCCUCGGCGGGCUUGUUUGUCAAGUCGGGCGCGUGCUUCUUUGCCUUGCUCUUCAACAGUCUGUUGUCCAUGUCGGAAGUUACAGAGUCGUUUAGCGGACGGCCGGUUCUUCUCAAGCACAAGUCGUUUGCCUUCUUUCACCCCGCGGCCUUUUGUAUCGCGCAGAUUGCCGCCGACGUGCCCGUCAUUCUCUUCCAGGUCUCCGCCUUCUCCCUCAUCCUGUACUUUAUGGUUGGUCUGACCAUGGACGCGGGCAUCUUCUUCACUUUCUGGAUCAUCGUGGUUGCCACUACUUUUUGCAUGACGGCCUUGUUCAGGUCCAUCGGCGCCGGGUUCAGCACGUUUGACGCGGCUUCCAAGGUUUCCGGGUUCCUCAUCACCGCGUGCAUCAUGUACACGGGAUACAUGAUUCAGAAGCCCCAAAUGCACCCCUGGUUCGUGUGGCUCUUCUGGAUCGAUCCUCUGGCCUAUGCGUUCGACGCUCUGCUGUCAAACGAGUUCCACGGGAAAAGGAUCGAUUGCGUCGCCAACAACCUCAUCCCCAGCGGGCCCGGCUUUACCAGUGGCGAGAAUCAAGCGUGCGCUGGCGUCGGCGGCGCUGUACCCGGCCAGAGUUUUGUCGAUGGUGAUGCGUACCUCGCGUCGCUGUCAUAUAGCCAUUCGCACCUGUGGCGAAACUUUGGCAUCGUCUGGGCGUGGUGGGCGCUCUUCGUCUUCAUCACCAUUGUGAUGACGAGCCGGUGGCGCUCGUCCUCUGAAGCCGGCCCGAGUCUCUUCAUCCCCAGAGACACGGCCAAGGCGUACAAGGUCGGCCAGAAAAAGAGGGAAAAGGACGAGGAGGGCCAAGGACAAGUCUCAGACGCCGUUGUCUCGAGCGCAUCUUUGAGCGACGAAAGAACAGAAGCAGAAGACGAAGGGCCGACAAAUCUUGUGCGCAACACGUCCGUCUUCACUUGGAAGAAUCUGUCGUACACGGUCAAAACGCCAUCUGGCGAUCGACUGCUCUUGGACAAUGUACAGGGUUGGGUCAAGCCCGGAAACCUCACCGCUCUGAUGGGUUCCUCCGGCGCGGGAAAGACGACGCUGCUGGAUGUCUUGGCUCAGAGAAAGACAGAGGGAACCAUCCACGGAUCCAUCUUGGUCGACGGAAGACCCCUUCCGGUAUCCUUCCAGCGAUCGGCGGGCUACUGCGAACAGCUCGAUGUGCACGAAUCCCACGCGACUGUCCGCGAGGCGCUGCAGUUUUCCGCCCUGCUCCGACAGAGCCGCGAGACGCCGCGGAGAGAGAAGCUUGCCUACGUGGACACCAUCAUCGACCUCCUCGAGCUCCACGAUUUGGCAGACACGCUGAUCGGCGAGGUCGGCGCGGGCUUGAGCGUCGAGCAGCGCAAGCGCGUGACGAUUGGCGUUGAGCUUGUGGCCAAGCCCAGCAUCCUGCUCUUCCUGGACGAGCCUACCUCGGGCCUUGACGGGCAAUCUGCCUACCACACGGUUCGUUUCCUGCGCAAGCUCGCCGCGGUCGGCCAGGCGGUGCUGGUCACGAUCCACCAGCCUUCUGCCGUGCUCUUUUCCCAGUUCGACACGCUCCUGCUUCUGGCCAAGGGCGGCAAAACCGUCUACUUUGGCGACAUUGGCGAGCAGGCCUCCGUCAUCAAGGAGUACUUCGGGCGUUACGGCGCCCCCUGCCCGCCCGGGGCCAACCCGGCCGAGCACAUGAUUGACGUCGUCUCGGGGGUGCUCUCGCAGGGCAAGAACUGGAGCGACAUAUGGCUCGCCUCGCCCGAGUACGAAAAGAUGACGGCCGAGCUGGACGGCAUCAUUGAGAAGGCGGCCGCGUCCCCCCCCGGGACCGUCGACGACGGCCACGAGUUCGCCACGCCCAUGUGGGAGCAGAUCAAGCUGGUGACGCACCGGAUGAACGUGUCGCUGUACCGCAACACAGACUACGUCAACAACAAGUUUGCGCUGCACAUCUUCUCGGCCCUGUUCAACGGCUUCUCCUUCUGGAUGGUGGGCGACUCGGUGGGCGACCUGCAGCUGAAGCUCUUCACCAUCUUCAACUUCAUCUUCGUGGCGCCGGGCGUGCUGGCCCAGCUGCAGCCGCUCUUCAUCCACCGCCGCGACAUCUUCGAGGCGCGCGAGAAAAAGUCCAAAAUGUACUCGUGGGUCGCCUUUGUCACGGGCCUCAUCGUCUCCGAGAUCCCGUACCUCAUCAUCUGCGGCGUGCUCUACUUUGUGUGCUGGUACUACACGGUCGGGUUCCCGGCCAACUCGCAGCGCGCCGGCGCCACCUUCUUCGUCAUGCUCAUGUACGAGUUCCUGUACACGGGCAUGGGGCAGUUCAUUGCCGCCUACGCGCCCAACGAGGUCUUUGCCACGCUGGUGAACCCGCUGCUGAUUGGAACCCUCGUCUCCUUCUGCGGCGUCCUCGUGCCGUACUCGCAGAUCCAGCCCUUCUGGCGGUACUGGAUGUACUACCUCAAUCCGUUCAACUACCUCAUGGGCAGUCUGCUCGUGUUUGACCUCUGGGGGAGCAAGGUGACGUGCUCGUCGAGGGAGCUCGCCACCUUUGACCCGGUCAACGGCACCACGUGCGGCGAGUACCUGAGGGAUUACCUGGCCGAAGGGCCGGGCAGCGUGGCCAACCUUCUCAAUCCGGAGGCGACGAGUUCCUGCAAAGUGUGUUCGUAUACCGAGGCGCAGGAUUACCUGAGGACGCUCAACCUCAACGAGUACUAUUUCGGGUGGCGGGAUGCGGCUAUUGUCGUGCUCAUGGUGUUUAGCUCGUAUGCCAUGGUGUACGCGUUGAUGAAGCUGAGGACCAAGACGUCCAAGAAGGCCGAGUAG
Messenger RNA from Metarhizium brunneum ARSEF 3297, 4233 nucleotides. Its product is annotated as ABC multidrug transporter atrF. Gene Ontology annotation, biological process: transmembrane transport. Gene Ontology annotation, cellular component: membrane. Lineage: Eukaryota; Fungi; Ascomycota; Sordariomycetes; Hypocreales; Clavicipitaceae. Gene Ontology annotation, molecular function: ATP hydrolysis activity; ATP binding; ABC-type transporter activity. The record is from RefSeq and is a predicted model, not a curated record.